ACCCAAACCAACCUUUCCCCAGUAUUUCCAUAUGACCCACCUUCACACAAAGGCUUUUACUAUCACUUUUCAUGUCAUGAGCAAAAAAUACCAGUUUUUACUUACGGUGGUGCGAGCUUUCCGUUAAGUGUUCCAUCGAGAAAGCUUUAGAUUAUACAGCGAACUUUUAGAUGCUGGAAUUGUGUUCAACUCUUGCCAUGGCAGCAAGAAACAAAAGGCACAAGGGCUUUCUUAAUCUCAAGGUACACCCUCAAGCUGAGAAAAACAGGAGUUGUUUCUAAACCAUGGUACUCCAGGAUUAAUGCUUUGUGUUGCACAGCUUGCUGCUGUUGGGCUGUUGCCCCUCUGCUGUAGUGGCUGCCUCUUAAAAGAAGAGAAAGCAAAACAGUAAUGGAUUUGGAAGAGUAAUAAUGAAGCUGUACUUAAAAGAAAGAGGGAUCUCCACUACUGUAGCAUGGCUGCUGCUGGUAAAGGGUUUUUAGUGGCUCUUUCUUCUUAGGCCUUUGUUUCCUAUGUAAUUACACUUUGUUACUAUGUUACAAAAUCUGUUAACAAUCAUGAGCCAGGUUCUAUAUUAUGAGUAGAGUCUAUAUGAGCAUGUUAGAUCUUUGAAUGGAUAAAGGAAGAGCAACCGGUAGCACGUACCUGGACUUGUGCAAAGCAUCUGACACUAUCCCACAUGACAUCCUUGUCUCUAAACUGGAGAGACAUGGAUUUGACAGAGGGACCACUCAGUGGAUAAAGAAUUUGCUGGGUGGUCACACUCAAAGAAUUGUGGUCAACAGCUCAAUAUCCAAUUGCAGACCAGUGACAAGUGUGGUGUCCCUCAGGGAUCGGUGUUUGGACCGGUCUUGUUCAACAUCUUUGUUGGUGACAUGGAGAGUGGGAUUGAGUGUGCCCUCAGCAAGUUUGCCGAUGACACCAAGCUGUGUGGUUCGGUUGAUACGCUGGAGGGAAGGAAUGCCAUCCAGAGGGACCUCAACACGCUUGUAAUGUGGGCUGAUGCCAACCUCAUGACGUUUAACCAUGACAAGUGCAAGGUCCUACACCUUGAUUGGAGCAAUCCCACCAACAGCUACCGGUUGGGCAGAGAAGAGAUUCAGAGCAUCCCUGCAGAGAAGGACUUGGGGGUGUUGGUCAAUGAGAAAAUGAACAUGAGCUGGCUGCAGUGUGCGCUCGCAGCACAGAAAGCCAACCGUAUCCUGGACUGCAUCAAAAGGAGCGUGACCAGCAGCUCGAAGGAGGUGAUCCUGCCCCUCUACUCUGCUCUCGUGAGACCUCACUUGGAGUAUUUUGUACGGUUCUGGUGUCCUCAACGUAAAAAGGACAUGGAACUGUUGGAACAAGUCCAGAGGAGGGCCACGAGGAUGAUCAGGGGACUGGAGCACCUCCUGUAUGAAGACAGGCUGAGAAAGUUGGGGCUGUUCAGCCUGGAGAAGAGAAGGCUGCGUGGAGACCUCAUAGCAGCCUUCCAGUAUCUGAAGGGGGCCUAUAGGGAUGCUGGGGAGGGACUCUUCUUUAGGGACUGUAGUGAUAGGACAAGGGGUAAUGGGUUAAAACUUAAACAGGGGAAGUUUAGAUUGGAUAUAAGGAAGAAGUUCUUUACUGUAAGGGUGGUGAGGCACUGGAAUGGGCUGCCCAAGGAAGCUGUGAAUGCUCCAUCCCCAGUUGUGUUCAAGGCCAGGUUGGACAAAGCCUUGGGUGAGAUAGUUUAGUGUGAGGUG
Neopsephotus bourkii (Bourke's parrot) is the source of this 1724-nucleotide messenger RNA. RefSeq lists its product as uncharacterized. The record is from RefSeq and is a predicted model, not a curated record. The transcript has 2 exons. NCBI's taxonomy places the organism in Eukaryota, Metazoa, Chordata, Aves, Psittaciformes, Psittacidae. The coding region runs from base 876 to 1715 and encodes 279 amino acids.